Molecule: messenger RNA, 454 nt
Organism: Phalaenopsis equestris
Lineage: Eukaryota; Viridiplantae; Streptophyta; Magnoliopsida; Asparagales; Orchidaceae
Source: RefSeq, a predicted model, not a curated record
CCUCCGUCAUUGUCAGCCUAUAAAAACACAAAUUCGCAGCGUCUCAAUCCCGUCCGCUGCCGUGCCUGCUCAACUGAAUGUGGAGGCCGUUUGCCUACAUGCUCUCUGGAUUCUAAAAUCCAUUUCUGCCACCUAGGGUUCUAUUAGGGAUUUCUUAAGCUAAAGUUUGAAUCUUUAAGGCGCAUGCGUUCAAAAGGAUGGAUUUUUCUCAGUUGCAGAGCUUCUCCACGUUGGAUUGUUAAUAGAUUUGGACUCGCAUUGGUCAUAUAAUAUGAUGGAAGAAAUCUUUGUCAGUGAUGCUGGGAAUAGAGUUGAGGAAGGUUUAAUGGAGGACUCUUCUUCCGCAUCUCGAAAUCUGGAGCAGGAAUUGGAGAAGGAUGAGUUUCAGAUUGAUAUGAAGGAAGAGAAGAAGGAGCUGCCUGGUACUAGAGUUCAAGGCCGUUUGAAGCAGGAG